AAAGGCAAAAUGGUCAUCUUCCCCAUUUAUUUCAAUACCUAACCCACAACGCUCACAGAGAUCCAUUCCAAUUCCAAUUCCAAUUCCAAUUCACAGCAUUUUUCUCUUCAAAACUCCAAAAUGGCGAAACCCUUCAUAAGCCCUACAAAUCCCUAAAAUCUGACUCACUAUCUUCAACGAAAUGCAAUGCUUUCUUCUCUCCCUUUCGGAUUCUCUACCAACAACCUGCGAAUCUCUUCCUCUCUCCAAGAUAUCUCUUCUUACCCUCACCUUCAACCCCUUCCCAAACUCCAACCUUUAACAACCCCUUCUUCUCGCAACAAAUGCAUCAAAUUCACACUCUACCUCACUUCCUUUCUCUUCCUUACCUACCUCAUCUUCAUCCUCGUUUAUUCCUAUUGGAAUCACGCUUCUGGAAACUACUACGUUGUGCUCGAUUGUGGGAGUACUGGCACUAGGGUUUAUGUGUAUCACGCUUCAAUUCAAUUCACGCGCCAUAGUAAUCUUCCAUUGGCUAUUAAGUCAUUGCGGGAUGGCUUGCACAAGAAGCCUCUCGGGCGUGCCUAUGAUCGAAUGGAAACCGAGCCUGGGCUUGAUAAAUUGGUGCAUAAUGUUUCUGGGUUGAAGGGUGCUUUAAAACCGUUGAUUAGGUAUGCGAAGAAGCAAAUUCCGGUGCGUGCUCAUAAGACUACUUCUUUGUUUCUUUAUGCUACUGCUGGUGUUCGGAGGCUUCAUGUGAAUGAGUCUCGAUGGUUGUUGGAUAAUGCUUGGUCCGUAUUAAAGGACUCUCCUUUUAUGUGUCAGAGGAAUUGGGUUAAGAUUAUUUCUGGCACUGAGGAAGCUUAUUUUGGGUGGAUAUCUCUUAAUUAUCAUAGUGGUGUUUUGGGUGUUAGGCCUAGGAAGGCUACUUAUGGUGCACUUGACUUGGGUGGUUCUUCUUUGCAGGUUACGUUUGAGAGUGAUCAACAGAUGAAUAGUGAGACUAGCUUGUAUGUUAGGAUUGGAUCGGUGAAUCAUCAUUUAACUGCUUAUUCUCUUCCUGGGUAUGGUCUCAAUGAAGCAUUUGGUAAGUCUGUGGUGUAUCUAUUUCGGAAGGAGUUUGGAUAUAAUAAUGUUGAUGUGGGUGACAAGAUUAUAGAGCUUAAACAUCCUUGCUUGCAUUCUGGGUAUAAGGAGCAAUACACGUGCUCUCGUUGUUCUUCUGAUAAUGGGAAACAAUUGGGUAGGCAAGGAACUCCAUUAGUGCUUAUUGGUGCUCCGGAUUGGCAGCAAUGCAGUGCUCUUGCAAAAGUUGCUGUCAAUUUGUCUGAAUGGUCAAAUUUAAGCACGGGACGACUGGCACUUGAUUGUGAUGCUCAGCCUUGUGCUUUGCGUGAUAAUCUCCCUCGCCCGUAUGGCCACUUUUAUGUGAUUUCUGGAUUUUAUGUUGUGUACAGGUUUUUCAACUUGAGUUCUGAGGCCACGCUUGAUGAUGUGUUGGCAAAGGGUAAGGAUUUCUGUGAGAAAAAGUGGGAUGUUGCGAAGAAAAGUGUUGCCCCUCAACCCUUUAUUGAGCAGUACUGCUUUAGGGCACCCUACAUUGCCUCGCUGCUGAGACAGGGUUUACACAUUACUGAUGAUCAAAUAAGUGUUGGCUCUGGAAGUAUCACUUGGACACUUGGGGUUGCCUUGUUGGAAGCUGGAAAGGCAUAUUCCUCCAGAUUUGGGCUUCGUGACUUUGAAUUGCUCCAGAUGAAGAUAAAUCCUCUUUUUCUUAUUCCCAUUUUGUUGCUUUCUUUUAUUCUCCUUCUUUGUGCUUUAUCGUGCAUUGGCAAUUGGAUGCCAAGGUUUUUCUGGAGGCAAUAUCUCCCCAUUUCCAGGCAUAACAGUGUUUCCAGUGCUUCGAUUCUUAAUAUACCAUCUCCAUUUCGAUUCCAGCGAUGGAGUCCAAUGAGCUCUGGGGAUGGAAAAAUAAAGAUGCCUCUCAGCCCAACAAUCGCUGCUUCACAACAAAGCCCGUUUGCUCUGGGGCAUGGUCUUGACAACAACAGUGGUGGCAUCCAGCUUAUGGAAUCUUCCUUAUACCUUUCAACUAGUAGCGUCUCACAUAGUUAUUCCUCAAACAGUUUAGGGCAGUUGCAGUUUGACAAUGGUAAUAUGGGUGCCUUCUGGUCCCCCCACAGAAGUCAGAUGCGUCUGCAGAGUAGGAGAUCACAGUCUCGAGAAGACCUGACUUCCUCAUUGGCUGAAGCUCACCUGGUGCAGGUUUAGGGCAUCAACUUCUGGAAACAUUGUUGUUUUUGUCAUGGAGAUGACGGGGGCUAAAGAUGCAGCUAGAUUGAUUGAUUCCAAAUGAAGUUUCUUCUCCUGGUGCUCACUUCUAAACUGGAUUCCUCCACGAGUUGCAUAGCAAAAACAAAACAAGCACCCUCUUAUUCUGGGAAUCGGCUCAUCUAUACCAACUUUUCAGUGUAGCUCCUUGAUGUCUCCAUGUUCUGCCUUUGCUGUUUAGUUUUUCUGGUGCCCCUAAGCCUUCGGAAGUUAAGCAUCAAAGACUAACAAGCACAGAAAGGAUUUUGUUUCAUAAUAUUGCCAUGAUUAGUUAAUUUUGCGAUUGUUCUUAUGCCAUUCUUUAGACUCAUUAACUGUUAUUACUACAGAUAAUGCUUGUUUCAUUGGUGACUGACAAUGACCUGGAAAAUCAACUGGUAAAGAUGAACUUCAGGGAGAAGUUGUAACAUAGAACAUUACUCACAUCUUAUACGUCAAAUAAGCUACUGAAUUGACUUCACAUUUUGCAAGCAACUUCUACUUUUUGUAAACUGACUGCUAUGCUCUUAUAGCAUUUCCAAUUUUCCAUUAUGUUUGUUAUUUGCCAUCGGAGUUAAUCACCUUACCCUGCCCCUUCCAUUCAUCCAAAUGUUAUCAAUUAAUCACUAUUCCUUUUUGGAUGUAAGGUAAAAAGUGACAUUAAGGUAAUUUAUUUCAUUUAGAUUGUAAAUAGUUUAUCUACAGUCACAAAAGAAAUUCUUACUAAAGAAAUACUAGUCUUCGAAUCUUUACUCUGAAAUGGUGACGUUCUUCUGAUUGUUGUUGACGUGGCCUGACGUCAUAAGGGUACCUACAAAAGGUACUUCGAUGCUAAAGUCAGAAUUUGGUUCUGAACAAUAAAUGUUAUUUUAAUAUUGAAAAGUCAACUCUUUAUCUGUACUUUUUAUAUUCUUUUUAUUGGCAUUGUUAUG
Messenger RNA from Abrus precatorius (Indian licorice), 3221 nucleotides. RefSeq names its product probable apyrase 7. Gene Ontology annotation, biological process: nucleoside diphosphate catabolic process. The record is from RefSeq and is a predicted model, not a curated record. The transcript is spliced from 3 exons. Gene Ontology annotation, cellular component: membrane. The coding region runs from base 187 to 2250 and encodes 687 amino acids. Gene Ontology annotation, molecular function: nucleoside diphosphate phosphatase activity. NCBI's taxonomy places the organism in Eukaryota, Viridiplantae, Streptophyta, Magnoliopsida, Fabales, Fabaceae.